Messenger RNA from Saprolegnia parasitica CBS 223.65, 270 nucleotides. RefSeq lists its product as hypothetical. The record is from RefSeq and is a predicted model, not a curated record. Lineage: Eukaryota; Oomycota; Saprolegniomycetes; Saprolegniales; Saprolegniaceae. The coding region runs from base 1 to 270 and encodes 89 amino acids. The transcript has 2 exons.
AUGUCCAAGAAGGUCUUCCGCAGCGUGCUCGACCACGUGGCGAGCUUCUACACUCGUUACUUGGCGCCAAGAACCGCGAGUGCAGCUAGCGCGACCUGUGGCCGCACCACCGCUCUCUCGCGCCUCGACAAGGACGACGACGACGAGACGCUGACGCACGCUGACCACCAACAUGACGACAAGUCGGAGCUCCAGGAGCUCUGGAACAAGUUCAAGCCAGUCGAGCUCUCUGGUACGACGCUUGAAUGCAGUCGUGGGUCGCGCUGCUGA